Talaromyces stipitatus ATCC 10500 is the source of this 1692-nucleotide messenger RNA. RefSeq names its product pogo transposable element, putative. The transcript has 2 exons. Gene Ontology annotation, cellular component: nucleus. NCBI's taxonomy places the organism in Eukaryota, Fungi, Ascomycota, Eurotiomycetes, Eurotiales, Trichocomaceae. Gene Ontology annotation, molecular function: DNA binding. Bases 1 to 1692 code for a protein of 563 amino acids. The record is from RefSeq and is a predicted model, not a curated record.
AUGCUCUGCGAGAAAGGCUUGCCACCUACACCUUAUAUGAUUGCAAAUUUUGCGCAUGAGAUAACCGGUAAAAGGCCAGGGAAAAACUGGGCUUCUCGCUGGUUAAAGAAACAUCCAAAUGCGUUGAUAUCUCGCUAUUCUACAGGCAUUGACCGCGACCGAAAAAGGGCAGAUUGCGCAUGGAGUUAUGCUCUUUAUUUUGAGCUUAUAAACCGCAAGAUUGAGCAAUAUAAUCUACAGCCAGAUCAAAUUUACAAUAUGGAUGAGAAGGGCUUCGCGAUUGGCACUAUGACCACACAAAAAAGAGUAUUCUCUCGGCGUUUAUAUGAUAAGAAGUUCAAGCAAUUUCUUCAAGAUGGAAAUCGGGAGUGGAUCACUACAAUUGCUUGUAUUCGCGCGGAUGGAGCUCUUAUUCCCCCGGCUUUGAUCUAUAUGGCCAAAUCCGGUAAUCUACAAGAUUCCUGGCUUCAAGAUCUUACAACACAAAGAUGCCACUUUGCAGCUUUAGAAACAGGAUGGACGAAUAGCGAGAUUGGCUAUCAUUGGCUCCAGGAAGUUUUUAAUAAAGAAACUGUCGUGCCGAAACGCGCUAGGUUUGAUAUUCACGUUCCGACAGAAACCAAAUCUCAAGCAAGCCGGGGAUGGCGCCUUCUGAUUCUUGAUGGUCACAAUUCUCAUGUGAAUAUGAGAUUUAUUGAAUAUUGUGAUAAAAACAGAAUCUUAUUAGCAAUAUUCCCAGCGCAUGCAACGCAUACUUUACAGCCUCUUGACGUUGGUUUAUUUGCUCCUCUUGCCGCCAAUUAUUCCAAAGCUUUAUAUCAAUUUCUUGAUGAAACUCAGGGAAUAAGCCGUCUUACAAAACGUGACUUUUUUCGGCUUUUUUGGAUGAGCUGGGAGCUAUCUUUUACAAAAAAGAAUAUCUGCUCUAGCUUCAAAAGUACGGGCCUCGUUCCUUUCAAUCCGGAGAUAAUUUUACAGCGUUUUAAUGAAAAAUCCGAAAGCCGGCCAUCUUCAGCUGGCUCUACAGCUUCAAUUCUCUCGCCUGAAGAGUGGAGGGAUAUUCGCAAACUUAUGCAGAAGAUUGGGGGUAAAAAUCCUAGCAAAGACUUCAAAAAGCUAAGCAAUACAGUCAUGGAGCUUACUACGGAGGUUGUGCUGCUUAGAUUACGUCUUGCAAGCGCAGGAAAGGCUCUAUUACAUGAGAAAAGGCGCCAGAUUCGAAAAAAGCCAUUAUUACUGGAUUUGCCCAAUAAACAAGAAGGUGGUGCCAUUUUUUUUAGUCCUUCAAAGAUUCAGCAAGCCCGAGAACUUUUUCAACAAAAGGAGGAUCACGCCACGCAGGAAAAAGCUAGGAAAGAUGAUAAAAAGCUUCAACAACAACUUGCAAAGGAGGCUAAAGAGCAAGAAAAGCAAGAACGGGCUCAAAUCCGUCAAAAAAAGCGAGACGAACGGGAGAAACAGGCCGCUGAAAAAGAACGCCAAAAGCUUGAGCAAAAACUAGCUAAGCAAGCAGAUUUACAGCUUCAAAAAGAUGCCCUAGCUAAAGCAAAGCAGCCUACGAGUCGAACAAAUCCAAAUUCAAAGAAAUUGAAGCACAAACAACGCAGUGAAAUCGAGGAUGAGGUUAUUGAUGAGGUUAUUACUACAAAUCGCAGAGGCCGCGAGAUUCGGCUCACAACACGUUUUCGUUAG